AUGGCUUCCGAACCUGAUACAAAACUGGCCGUGGGUGCCAAAAUGAGGAACGAAUUCUUUGGUAGCAAGCAUCUCGAAGAACUGCGACGCGAUGCAAAGGAUGAUAUAUUCACCAAGACGGCGUCCGAGUUCAUCUCCGAAGUCUGUUUCUCCAGCUAUGCCAGGCCAGGCCUCAAAUUCCGAGAGCGGUCCCUGAUGAACAUCGCUAUGCUCGUCGCUUUGAAUCGCGCGCCAGAGUUGAAGAUCCAUCUCCGAGCAGCACUGCACAAUGGCAUCAGCGAAGAGGAGCUCUGUGAGGCCUGCCGGCACACGAUGGUCUAUUGUGGUGUUCCCGCAGGUAGAGAUGCCUUGAAGGCGGCGAGUGAAGUGGUUACGGCAUUGAAGGACUCGGGAGAGCUGCCCUGA
Molecule: messenger RNA, 405 nt
Organism: Fonsecaea monophora
Lineage: Eukaryota; Fungi; Ascomycota; Eurotiomycetes; Chaetothyriales; Herpotrichiellaceae
Exons: 2
Coding region: 1-405 (134 amino acids)
Molecular function (GO): peroxiredoxin activity
Source: RefSeq, a predicted model, not a curated record